AUGGGCCAGGCCUUCGCUUGUGGAUGCUGCAACCGGCGCCGCGAUGAUCCUGAGGAGCUGGACGCCCCGAUGAUGCCCGCUGCUGAUGCUCCAGAGGCGGCGCGCACGCAACGCAGCCUGCCGAGUGAGAACUGCCCGGCUUGCGGCAACAUCUACGCGGACGACGCGGUGUUCUGCCGGAAGUGCGGCCGCAAGCGCGACCUGCCAGAGGAGACGGCAGCGGGUGAAGGUCCUCCGGCGGGCCCGAGUGAGGAGCUUGAUGCUGCGGCGGAGGACGAAGAGGCGUGUGGAUGGUGCUGUGACCGGCGAGCGGCCCAGGAGGGCGAGGAGGGUGAUGGUCCUCCAGCAGGCGGUUGGUGUGCGCGGCGCACCAAGUCGGGAGAGGAGCCUGAUGCCGCGGCGGAGGGCCAUGGCGACGGAGAGGCCUGUGGGUGGUGCUGUCCCCGGCGGGCGGCGCAGGAGGAGGGCGAGGCGGGGGAUGGUCCUCCAGCAGGCGGUUGGUGUGCGCGGCGCACAAAGUCGGGCGAGGAGCCUGAUGCCGUGACGGAGGGCAGUGGCGCCGGAGAGGCCGGCGGGUGGUGCUGUGGCCGGCGAGCGGCGCAGGAGGGCGAUGCGGGCGAUGGUCCUUCAGGGGGCGGUUGGUGUGCGCGACGCGCCGAAUCGGGCGAGGAUCCUGGUGCCCUGACGGAGGGCAGUGGCGACGGAGAGGCCUUCGGGUGGUGCUGUGGCCGGCGAGCGGCGCAGGAGGGUGAUGCGGGCGAUGGUCCUUCAGGGGGCGGUUGGUGUGCGCGGCGCGCCGAAUCGGGCGAGGAUCCUGGUGCCGUGACGGAGGGCAGUGGCGAUGGAGAGGUAGAGGGCAUUGCCUCGCAGCAACAGGCCUGCGGGUGGUGCUGUGGCCGGCGAGCGGCGCAGGUGGACUGUGCCCUGCAAAUGCACAGAGGGUCCAGCUGUCUGCCCAUCCAUUCGUCCAUUAUCCGCCCAUUCAACUUCUACACCACAAGCCAGUGCAUGUCUUGUCCACCAACUCCCAAUCUUGGAUUGGAAGCUGUGGUGCAGCAGGGCGAUGCGGGUGAUGGUCCUUCAGCGGGCGGUUGGUGUGCGCGGCGCACCAAGGCGGGCGAGGAGCCUGAUGCCGCGACGGAGGGCAGUGGCGCCGGAGAGGCACGAAGCCAGAAGGGCAUUGCCUCGCAGCAACAGGCCGGCGGGUGGUGCUGGGGCCGGCGAGCGGCGCAGGAGGGCGAUGCGGGGGAUGCUCCUUCAGCGGGCGGCUGGUGUGCGCGGCGCACCAAGGCGGGCGAGGAGCCUGAUGCCGCGACAGAGGGCAGUGGCGACGGGGAGGCCCGUGGGUGGUGCUGUGGCCGGCGAGCGGCGCAGGACGGCGAGGCGGGCGAAGGUCCUCCGGCAGGCGGUUGGUGCGCGCGGCGCGCCAAGUCGGGCGAGGAGGCUGAUGCUGACAUGGAGGAUGGUGCCGAGGCCUGUGGCUGGUGCUGUCACCGGCGAGAUGAGGAAGAGGAGGAAUACAUGCUUCUGGAGCCCAGCAACGAGGCAACGCUGGUGCAGGAAGAGAGCGCUGCACCUGUGCCGAUGGCAGGGGAGCAGGACGAGGGCAGAAUGCCUGACGCCGUCGGGGACCUGCAGAACUGCCCGGCCUGCGGCUUCGUUUACUUGGGCUCGGUCUGCCCACGAUGUGGCUGCGAGAACGUCGACGAGGACGCGAGCGCUGCGGCCGACGCAGAAGGGGAGAACAUGGGCGAGGCGGGCAUGGGGAUGGGCCUGGAGCCUUUGCCUGCGGAUGCUGCAAUCGUCGCCGCAACACUCCCGAGGCGGACGACGAGUUGGUCGAAGGAGAGCCAGAAUGCGGCUGGUGUGCUCGCAGACGCGGCUCGACCGAGGAGGCCGCUGAAGGUCAGCCAGCGGGUGGCUGGUGUGCGCGCAGACGCAGUGCCACUGAGGACCGGGGAGAGGAUCGUAAGUGAACAAGGGCCGAGCCAUGCCUUUGUGGCAAGCAGUGCGACCCUUCCAGGGGAAGCCGGUGCGCUUUCUCAGCUUGCAUUGGCGAAAGGGCGCCUGGCCCAGCUUCUGCCGUCAUGGAAUGACUGCCUGACCUGUAUCUUCACCAUGCCCUUCCACCAGAAGAACAUUCUCGUAGGCGGAGGUCAGCCAGCAAGUGGCUGGUGUGGGGACAGGACGGCCAAGCGGGCGAAGGUCAGCCAGCAAGCGGCUGGUGUGGGCAUAGACGCAGCUCGACAGAGGACAACGAAGCGAGCGAAGGUCAACCAGCAUGCGGCUGGUGUGGGCAUAGGCGCAGCUCGACAGAGGACGGCGAAGCGGGCGAAGGUCAGCCAGCAAGCGGCUGGUGUGGGCAUAGACGCAGCUCGACGGAGGACAACGAAGCGAGCGAAGGUCAACCAGCAUGCGGCUGGUGUGGCCGCAGACGCAGCUCGACAGAGGAAGACGGCGGAUCACCUGAUGCUGAGGCUUCCGGCUGCUGUGCCCGUCGACAAAAUGCCCCUGAGGACAACGAAUCGGGCGAAGGUCAGCCAGCAUGCGGCUGGUGUGGGCGCAGACGCAGCUCCACAGAGGAAGAGAGCAAAUCGCCCUUGGAUGAGAAGGAAUGCCCAGCUUGCGGCAACGUUUACAUGGACGACUCGCUGUUCUGCCGAAGAUGUGGUCGCAAGCGCGGCAAGAAGGACUGGUGCCCCCGUCGGAAGAAUGCCUCUGAGGACACCGAAGCUGGGGAAGGUCAGUCAGCAUGCGGCUGGUGUGGGCACAGACGUAGCUCGACGGAGGACGAGGCGGCCGAAAGUCAGCCUGCAGGCGGCUGGUGCGGUCGCAGGCGCGGUUCGACCGAGGACGAGACGGCAGAAGGUCAAGCAGCAGGCGGCUGGUGCGGGCGCAGACGCGGUUCGACCGAGGACGAGGUGGCCGAAGGUCAGCCUGCGGGCUGGUGCGGACGCAGACGCGGUUCGACCGAGGACCCGAGUGCAGACGGUGCAGAUGGCGACUCGAGUUGCUGCGGGCAUCGCCGGCAAAGAAGAGCGCGCGGCGGCCGAGGCAGAGGGGGAGAACAUGGGCCAGGCCUUUGGUUGUGGAUGGUGCAGCCGACGCCGCGAUGAUGCCGAGGAGGACGCCUUGAUGGAGCCAGCUGCCGAUGUUCCAGAGGCUUCCGCCGCUGCAUCGGCUGACGGUCAGGCUGAGACACUCCUGGAGCCAAUGGCAGUCGGUGACGAGGAAGAGCGCGCUGCGGCUGCGGCAGAUGGGGAGAACAUGGGCCAGGCCUUUGCUUGUGGAUGGUGCAACCGGCGCCGCGAUGCGUCUCAGGAGGGCGACGAGGCGGCCGAAGGACAGCCAGCAUGCGGCUGGUGCGGGCGCAGACGCGGUGUGACCGAGGACGAGGCGGCCGAAGGUCAGCCAGCAGGUGGCUGGUGCGGGCGCAGACGUGGUUCGACUGAGGACGAGGCGGCCGAAGGUCAACCAGAAGGUGGCUGGUGCGGGCGCAGACGCGGUUCGAACGAGGACGAUGCAGCUGAAGGUCAGCCAGAAGGCGGCUGCUGUGGCCGUAGACGCGGUUCGACCGAGGACGAGGCGGCUGCCGGUCAGCCAGAAGGUGGCUGGUGCGGUCGCAGACGCGGUUCGACCGAGGACGGGGCAGCCGAAGGUCAGCCAGAAGGCGGCUGGUGUGGGCACAGACACGAUUCGACCGAGGAUGCAGCCGAAGGUCAGCCAGCAGGCGGCUGGUGCGGGCACCGACGCGGUUCGACCGAGGACGAGGCCGCCGAAGGUCAGCCAGAAGGCGGCUGGUGCGGGCGCAGACGCGGUUCGACCGAGGAGGGUGUCACGGCCGACGGUGAGCCAGCCGGCGGCUGGUGCGGGAGCAGACGUGGUUCGGCUGAGGACGGGGCGGAAGGUCAGCCAGCAGGCGGCUGGUGCGGGCACAGACGUGGUUCGACCGAGGAAGAGGGUGGAUCGCCGGACGCAGAGACGUCACAGGCAUGCGCCUGGUGCGCGCGCCGGCAUGACGACUCCGAGGGCCAACUGGCGGACUCCGAUGAUGCGGAUGGCAACGUCUGUGGGUGGUGCUGUGGCCGGCGACGCGAGACCGCUGAGGACGAGACCGCUGAAGACCAGGCACCGGAUGCCCUGAUGGAGCCUGCGGCUGCUGUCCCAGAGGCUGAAGUCCCACCCGUGCAGUCUUCCGCGGUGGCUUCUGCUGAUGGCCAGACCUGCCCGGCUUGCGGCAACGUCUACGCCGACGACUCGGUGUUCUGCCGGAAGUGCGGCCACAAGCGUGACGAGGUGCCCGCUGCGGCUUCUGCUGACGACCAGGCUGAAGCCCCCAUGGCGCCAAUGGUGGAGAACGAGGCGCCUGCUGCGGCUUCUGCUGACGAGGAGGCGUCCGCUGUGGCCUCUGCUGACGACGAGGCUUGUGGCUGGUGCGCCCGGCGCCGUGAUGCGUCUGAGGAGCAAGAGGGGCCGGAAGAUCAAGCAGCAGGCGGCUGGUGUGCGUGCAGGCACCGCGCGACCGAGGAGGAUGAGGCGGCCGAAGGUCAGUCAGCAGGUGGCUGGUGCGGGCACAGACGCGGUUCGACCGAGGAGGAUGAGGCGGCCGCAGGUCAGCCAGCAAGAAGUGGCUGGUGCGGGCACAGACGUGGCUCGACCGAGGAGGAUGGGACGCCCGAAGGUCAACCAGGCGGCUGGUGCGGGCGCAGACGCGAUUCCAGCGAGGAGGACGGAGCGGGCGAAGCGGCCGAAGGACAGGCAGCAUGCGGCUGGUGCGGGCACAGACGCGGUUCGGCCGAGGACGCAGCUCAACGAGAGGAUGGGACGGCCGAAGGUCAACCAGGCGGCUGGAGGACGGAGCAGCCGAAGCGGCCGAAGGACAGGCAGCAUGCGGCUGGUGCUGGCACAGACGCGGUUCGGCCGAGGAUGAGGCAGCUGAAGGUCAGCCAGCAGCAGGCGGCUGGUGCGGGCGCAGACGCGAUGCGACCGAGGACGAGGCGGCUGAAGGCCAGGCAGCAGCGGGCGGAUGGUGCGGGCGCAGACGCAGUUCGACCGAGGAGGAUGAGGCGGCUGAAGGUCAGCCAGCGGGCGGCUGGUGCGGAUGCGGACGCGCAUCGACGGAGGAGGACGGGGCUGCCGAAGGACAGGCAGCAUGCGGCUGGUGUGGACACCGACGCGGUUCGGCCGAGGAUGAGGCAGCUGAAGGUCAGCCAGCAGCAGGCGGCUGGUGCGGGCGCAGACGCGAUGCGACCGAGGAGGACGGAGCUGCCGAAGGUCAGCCAGCAGGCGGCUGGUGUGGGCGACGACACGCUUCGACCGAGGACGAGGCGGCUGAAGGCCAGGCAGCAGCAGGCGGAUGGUGCGGGCGCAGACGCAGUUCGACCGAGGAGGAUGAGGCGGCUGAAGGUCAGCCAGCGGGCGGCUGGUGCGGGUGCGGACGCGCAUCGACCGAGGAGGACGGGGCUGCCGAAGGACACGCAGCAUGCGGCUGGUGCGGGCACAGACGCGGUUCGGCCGAGGAUGAGGCAGCUGAAGGUCAGCCAGCAGCAGGCGGCUGGUGCGGGCGCAGACGCGAUGCGACCGAGGAGGACGGAGCUGCCGAAGGUCAGCCAGCAGGCGGCUGGUGUGGGCGACGACACGGUUCGACCGAGGACGAGGCGGCUGAAGGCCAGGCAGCAGCAGGCGGAUGGUGCGGGUGCAGACGCAGUUCGACCGAGGAAGAUGAGGCGGCUGAAGGUCAGCCAGCGGGCGGCUGGUGCGGGUGCGGACGCGCAUCGACCGAGGAGGACGGGGCUGCCGAAGGACAGGCAGCAUGCGGCUGGUGUGGACGCAGAUGAGGCGGCCGAAGCUUCGGCAGGCGGCUGGUGCGGCCGCAGACACGACUCGACCGAGGACACAGCCUACGAGGGAGAGGCUGCCGCCCUCCGCACAUCUGGGGCGGUCAAGGAGGAGCCCGACACCAUCGCAGAGCAAAGCACCGAUGGCCAGGAGACCAUGAUCGACCUCACGAAGGAGGAGAUGUCCUUGGAAGAGAGCUCCGGUUGGUGUCGCGGGCGUCGCCGCAAAGCUCAGGAGAACUGCGUGGCCUGCGGCAACAUUUUCAUGGACGACUCACUGUUCUGCCGGAAGUGCGGCCGCAAGCGUGGCCCGGAGGACUGCCCGGCUUGCGGCAACGUUUACAUGGACGACUCGCUGUUCUGCCGGAGGUGCGGCCGCAAACGUGGCUACGAGGACUGCCCGGCUUGCGGCAAUGUUUACAUGGACGACUCGCUGUUCUGCCGGAGGUGUGGCCGCAAGCGCCACCAGGAGGUGCGGAUCGGUGCUGGUGGGGCUAAGAUAGAGUGCGGCCAAAAGCGCGACGAGGCGUGGCGUGCGGCAAGAUGCCUGUCAUGUGUCACAAGACUGCUAGACGUGGAUUUGAAACACCAAAAGACAACGAUGGGCUAA
Molecule: messenger RNA, 6447 nt
Organism: Symbiodinium natans
Lineage: Eukaryota; Dinophyceae; Suessiales; Symbiodiniaceae
Source: the annotation of a GenBank genome assembly